Trichoplusia ni (cabbage looper) is the source of this 7771-nucleotide messenger RNA. It is a transcript of the gene KrT95D, whose product is annotated as phosphofurin acidic cluster sorting protein 1. Gene Ontology annotation, biological process: protein localization to plasma membrane. Lineage: Eukaryota; Metazoa; Arthropoda; Insecta; Lepidoptera; Noctuidae. The record is from RefSeq and is a predicted model, not a curated record. Bases 249 to 2972 code for a protein of 907 amino acids. The transcript has 19 exons.
GAGUGUGGAAACACAGAACCGCCAGUUGUCAAACGUACGUAUCGAACGCCCUCGGUUGGCUCGCAGUGAUUCACUGGUUGACCGUACUGUAAAAUUACCGAGUAUUGUUGUGAUUGCGUCGGCAUCGGCUUCGUGUAUGAACUGUGUAUAAAAAUGAAUACAGUGUCGUGUUUAGUGAUUAAAUAACAAUGCCAUUUGUAAUGUACCUUAGUGUUGUGCUGUGAAAUAGUUGUUUGGUGCUGUUUAAGAUGACCGAGAAAAAUAAAUCGGAAAAGAUGACUAAUGCAUCGAAACCUGUUCCCAUGAAACUUUUUGCGGCCUGGGAAGUGGACAGGACUCCCUCCAACUGCAUUCCCAGGUUAUGCACACUCCGGAUAACUCGGCUCCGCGUGUGCGGCGCCCUGGGCGAGGCGGGCGGCGGCGCGGCCGGCGGCGCGGGCGCAGGCGCCGUCAUCCUAGCGGCGCGCAUGCACAGCUCCAAGCGAACGCUGCGGUCUAAUGACAUCGCUGUCCCACCCCUCGAUGUCGAACUAGACCUCUGCUUUUCGCUACAGUACCCGCACUUUGUUAAAAGGGAUGGUAACAGAUUACAAAUCAUGCUACAGCGGCGAAAGAAAUACAAGAACCGCACCAUCCUGGGGUACAAGACACUGGCUGAGGGCGUCAUCAGAAUGGACCAGGUGCUUCAACGCUCAAUGGACAUGGAGUUGGAGCUAACAGGUGUGGGCGGGAAGGUCGGGGCUGCGGCCGGCCAGCCCGUCGCCAAGCUCACCAUCACAGGCCUGGCCUCGACACCAGUCGACCACGACACUAAAAACAACAAUACUUUACUCAUUACUGAACGCGGCUACUCAGACGAGGAAGAAGAAGGUGAAUUCAGUUCUGUGGAGGAAGCUGACGACAUGACGUACGGUGCGCCCGCCAGGCGGCGCGCGCAUCGCCAGCUCGCCUUCAACAAGACAGACCUCUCUUAUACCAAGUUGUCCCGUUCUCGCGACUUGAGCUUCAUGGAGCGCGAGCGAAAGAGACAGAGCUAUAUACACUCUAAGGCGAACGACAGGGACAGCGACAGUGAGCUAGAAAACGCGGCCGCAAAGCGCAAGGGCAGCCGCGGGAAGCUUGCGCAACGCAACUUGAAGCAGAAGUUCGCAGCGCUGUUGCGGAGGUUCCGAGUGCCUGAAGAGAUGUCGGAGCGCGGCGCGGCGCGAGACACGCAUCACGCGCAGCACGAUAUCGAUGAAUUGUUCCAGGAAUUAGAGUCUUUAUCAUGCGGCGAAGGUGAAGAUUCAGGGCCAGACCAGAUGGAUACCAUCAGCAUUGGGUCCACCCCCAAGCCCUCGCUCAGGCCGUUCUUCAGCAGCUCCCGAAGCCUCGCCAACCAGGACCACCACAGGCAUUCCAACGGCGGCGCAUGCGCGGUGGUCCGGCACGCGAGCGUGGCCAGCGGCGCCGAGCUCAGCGCGCUGCGGGAGCGACACGUCAGCACGCUGCCGCUCACAGAAUCCGAAGUGAUCCGAAGUUCGGCGGGUGACGAGAGAGCAAGCGACGGCAACAGCGAUGGCGACGCGACUAUCGAUGCGCCCGUGUCCGGCGCCUCUGUAUCUAGCUCGCCACCUAAUGAGACCAAGGACGACAAGCGGUCCCGGCUGUUCCGCAGCGCGACGAGCGGCAGUAACCUGACUCCCGGCGGCGGCGUCACGCGCAAGAAGAACUCGCUCGUGGUCGGCGCCGACCGGCCGCUGUCCGUGCACGAGCUGCCCGCGCAGAGCCCCACCACGCUAGAGUCUCGACGCACAUGGGCGGAGCAGGUAUCGCGCCUGCUGGGCGAGGAGGCCGUGGGCCCCGAGUGCGUGGGCGUGUGCGCGGGCGGCGCGGGCGGCGCGGGCGCGGCCGCGGCGGCGCUGCACGCGCUGGGCGCGCCCGCGCUGCUGGCGCCCUCUGCCGCGCCGGACCCCAGGCCGCUGCUGCAUGCGCUGUACUCCAGAGCUAAGCAGAGUUCCCGUCGCUCCAACAUCCGCGUGGCGAUCUGCGGCGGAGACGCUGCCGCCAGCGCCGCGCUGCGGGCUCACGCGGAACUAGCCGCGCGACGACCACACGACGCGCCUUCCGUGCGGUUCUACAUCAUACCUAUUGGUCCCAGCGUAAUAGCGCGGCACCUAUCAGCGUCGGACGGCGCGUACGCCUCGUUGUUCACGAGUGACUCGUGGGCGAACAUCUGCGAGCGCGCCGCCGACGGAUCCGUGCCCGAUGCCUCCGAGAUGACGUCACGGAUCGGCAGGUAUUUAAACAGCAUCGGUCCCGUGAACAACGUGCCGAUCGGCGAAGCCAUGGUCGCGUACAGAGACAAGGCCGGCGACGAGGAUUCUAGUCAGACGUUUGUGCCCUUCAUAGCGGAGGUGCGUGUAGGCUGCAGCGAGGGCGGCGUGUCAUCAGUAGAGCUGGACGAGGGCGGGUCCCCUCCCGCGCGGGCCUCGCCCCCGGCCACGCCCGCGCCGCACGCGCUUUCGGGCAUGCACGUGCCCGACCUGUCCGCCGCGCCGCUGCCGCUGCUGGCACGCACCGAGCCACUAGAACUGCAGCUCGAUUACUGGCUGGUACCAGGCCGGCAGACAGACGGCACGGACAGCAAGGUGACGGUGAAGGCGUCGUUCCGCGCGUUACACGUCACGCGACAGAACGCGCAUCUGUGUAUCACUUACCUCACUAAGGAGAAGAAGCAAAAGAUAAUGCGGUUAGGCAAAAAGAAAGAGAAGACAGGUGAAGCUGAAGUCGGUCGCGCGCAGACUGUGGAUGGGGUCGCGCGACUUAUAUGCUCCGCAAAGAGUUCGCACAACGUGCCGCUCAAAGUAUACAUUGACGGCACAGAACUGAACGGCGUGAAGUUCUUCCAGCUGUCGACGCAGUGGCAGACGCACGUCAAGACGUUCCCGGUGGCCACCUGCGGCGCGCCGCUGGCCCCGCCCGAGACCUAACCCGGCCCCGCCCCCUCCCGCUGGCCACGCCCACUCUAGUUCGUGUCCCCUCGGCUCUCUCCGGCUCCGCUCGGGAUCGCGACGCUUUGCUACGAAACGAGGCUCUAAUGUUCGUCGCCACGACGAAUUGUAAAACGUUAUUUUAAAUUAUUACGCUGUCGAGCUGCCAUGAUUAUAGCGUGCGCUUUUGUUAUGUACCUUGGAUUCGUUUCGCGUAUCAAUUUGUAAAUGUAUUCCUGUAGCGUAGUGGCCAUAUAAUCGCAUGCUGUAUGGUUUGUGUUGUUCAAGCUACAUAAUGAAGGCUCAAACGCGUUAACUAUAUCGUCAUAGUCAUUCAUUAAUUAGUUAUCGUAUUUAAUAUAUAAUGUAGUUGUUAUCUGUGUACUCAGUAUAUAUCGAGAAAUAAUGGUUCGUGACAUUUCCAAUACGUGUAUGUUAAUUAGGUUAGCGGUGAAUGUAGUGUUCGCCGAAGGUGUGCGUGUUGCGGUAAGCUUUGCCGAGUUUGUAUGAAAUUUUACCGAAUCUAAGCUUGCAUGUUCGUCUAAACGUCGCCGAAGCCUGUCGUUGACUAAUUGUCUUGCACCGGGAUCGGCGAAUCUUGUAGUAUGAGCUAUGGUCGGGAAGUUUGUAUUUGUGAGUGUAGUAACAUGUUAUUCGAACGAGUAUCGUCGGCACAUAUCAGUAUAGGUUCGGUUCGAGUGUUGCGCGCGAUUUUAUUUUUGAUCUGUGAUUCGUGAAUGCAGUUUUUUUAAUAUCGUAAGGCAAUGGAAACGCGUUGUUGCAGUCAUAUUUUUGUGUAAUUUUUAUAUAAGUGCAGCUAAUAGUGCGGUGUUUAUAAUUUUGUACGUCGUAGAUGUUUUCAAUGAAAUGUAGAUUUUACAUAAACGAUUAAAUGUUUUUAAUUUUAAAAGAUAUUAUAGAGAUUAUAACUAAUAUCUUCCUUAUAAAUAACCUUGCAUCCUUAUAAGUCUUCGAUUCUUACUUUGUGACCAAGCCAAAAUUUUUGAUAGUUUAGUCCUGUAUUGAAAUUCGAAAUUAAUUCCGAGCCAAUUUGGGAAGUUAUUUUCUAUUUCGGCUAGUUUAAUUUUGUAGCGGUAAUCAGUAGAGGGCGUUAGUAGUACACCCUGCAGGCCAACGACUGUCUCAUGAUAUCAUAGGGUUAUAAACUAUAUUCUCAAAUUUUACAUAUACUAUGUGUAAUACUUAGAUAUAGCUAUGUGUGUAAUUCAGGUAAUGCGUGUGUGGAAGUAUGUCGGUGUGAGCAGAGUAUGGUGCAGUCUCGCAUUGGAAUUUCGACUUUAGUAUUAGAGCUUACGGUAUGUUUUUCAGUGCGAGAUUUCGCCAUAGAAUUGGAGAUUGUAUGAGUGACUGAGGUUUGGCACAUCUCGAUAUUCUGUUGUUGUUUAUCGAUUUUAAUGAAAUUUGUAAUCGAAUAAAAAAUGUGUACCUGCAACUAUCGAGAUGUAGUCAUUAUACAGUAAUAUAGGACUUUCGAUAAUUUUGGUCUUAGAAUAAUUAUUAAAAAAUAUAUUCCUCAAUCAUUAAAAAUAUAUUAAUCAAUUUUUAUCUAAGAAAUAACACGUUGUGUGCAUACACACAAAAAUAACAAACAAUGUGUACGAAAUUGGCUAGUAAACGAUAGUUGCCAAUUAAAAACACUAAAAAACGAAUUAAAAUUGCCAAAUUAAAUAAAUAAUAAUUUGGUUUAAAACUGAGGUAUCAUAAAAUGGUCUAAGACCAAUAAUAUUGGGAGGACUAUAUCAUUGUUACAAAGGGACAUACCCCACAAAUAAUUGGACAAUAGUUCGCGUAUUAAUAAAUGUACGCUUUUUCAGAGUAAUAACACUUUAUUAAAUGUACGCUCCUAGCAUAAGACGUGUUAUUAUAGCAUUAGGCCUGUUUACCGUUUUAAAUCUAACAGUAUGUCAUAUUCAAUAAUAAGUGGCUUGUACUGACAUGUUCUGUGUUGCCCUAUCAAAAAAAUACUGCAUUUUAAGGCACAACUAUUAAGUGGUGCGUCUAUGAACACAACUGUUGGGAGGUGAAUGAAAUUCAAAGAGGUUAUAAUGCUUGAGGUGAUAAAUUCAUCCUUAAUCAGAAAAUAUUAUAUUUCAAACAGAACGUAGGUAAGUCACCUACCCCGACUAGGCACUAUAUCUUACAAUGCUAGCGACUUGUCCAGUAGUAAUAAAAUAAACGGUUACAGAAAAUCUUUGAUAAGUAAAGCUAUCAUCAUUUAAAUGAUAUUGAUAACGAAUAAUAAAGAGCACAAGGAAAACAACCGUCUAGAACAUUACCCCCCUUCUAUGCAGUUGGGUAAAAAGGGUGACUAGUGGAAAAAAAACAAAAUUUUACCCAAGACAAAUUAUAAACUGAAUUAAUGAAUGUUUCAUCUACAUAAUUUCAACACAGACUAUGUUAGGACAAGUCAACAGUGUAAAAUAACGUCAAUAACAGUUAUAACGGAUACACAGCAAUCUAACUUGGUUUAAUUUUACUAAACUACUCUCUAAUACUCAACUAUCUCUUACUCAGCUAAGCACUUCAGUGGAUUUUGUCUCUCAAAAUAGAUAACUAUGAUUUUAACAUACGAUGUUGCCUUUUGUCAAGUCACUGUUACUAGAAAUAAUUGGGUGUUCAACAGCCUGGCACCUAACAAACACUUGGCAACUAAAUGUGUAGUUAACUAGCUUUAGCCUGUGGCUUCGCCCGCGUAAUUGAUGGUUAUUGUGGCAAACAGACGUGGAUUUCUCGUUCUGAAGUGUAAGCUAUCCCUAUCCCAGAUUGAAGUCGGUCCAGCAGUUUCCUAAAACAGUUCUAGAUACUAGAUAGCCCAGCAGAAUUAACUUUACAUUGAUAAUAUAAGCAUGGACUUGACUUUUCUGCAUGAAUAAGUUAUAUUUGAGAGACAUAAUAUAUCUGUCUAGUGAAGUGUACCUCUGUACAGGCAUUAUAGUUUUAACGUUAAAUAAAUAUACUACGUAGUUCCUCUUCGUCACGAUCGUAAUUGCUUAUGUAAAUUAGAGCUAAAUACAAUUUCAAUACGAGUUAUAUUGCUGUGUACCCACACGCUUGUAUGUUGUAAUAUUUUAAAGUAAAUAAUGAGCAUCUUGUUCAAAUUAUUAUUCUCGGGUCUAGUUAUAAUAUGGGGGAUUACUGCAACAUCUUAGAGUGAUUGUUAGGCAUGUGGAAGCAAGACAGCGCGCUACAUGAACGUAGAGCGCCGUCCCGUUUUCACAACUGCAAUAAUUACUUGUAAGAUUGGUAUUCCCUAUGAUCCUUAUUUUGAAUAUUCCAUCAAAUGAGCGGUACAGACUAUACAUACCUAGUUAGACAUUUUCAUAUUUAUCCAUAAUAAAAUAUAAUAAUAUAAAUAUUAGAAUCUGUACACUGAUUUGUCUAUCAAUAGAUUUUUUUUUAUUUUAUAAGGAGACUUCAUGGUGAAAUAUUAGUUUUACUAUAUUUAUAUUAAUGUACUGUAAACUUCAUAAUAUACCUACCAAAGUAUUUUGAAACCCGUUGUAGGUCUUAUGAAGUAUCAAAACCAAUUCAGUUGUGAAAGUGAUGCGCCCUAUCUAUACUCCAUUUGUUAAGGUACUUAAAAAAGUUUAACAAUCUUGGUCUAAAAAUAAAUCGAAACUAAAAACAAGUAUAAUUUAAUGCAACAAUAAUAACCGAAUCAAAUAUAUCACUGAAAUAAAUCACUCGUUUAUUUGUUUUAUAUGUUGGUAUAAAGAGAUACACCAAGAUUUGGAUUAUAUAAUAUAUUUCUUUUUACUUUUUUGAGCACCUAAAUAAUUGCCACUCUGUCUCUUAUAAUAUAAAGAAUAGUUCACAAUCAGUUUUAAAUCUCAUGCUUUCUUUACUCUUUCUAAUAAGUAGUAAAAGACUUUAUACCAAAGUAAAAAAUAAACUUCUAUCUAAAUUAAUAUUGAGCCAUAAAAAGUCUCCUAUGCUUGAGUUAUUAUAGUGGCCUAGCCAGACGAAUCCAUAUAAUGACAUUAUCUUAUAUUUAAGUAUUAAUCAUUAUUAUGUUUUAAUUCUUUACGUUAUUUUGUCAAACAUGCGACUCGGGUUGUUUUAUGAAAGUUACAUGUUUAAUCAUUAUGCAGAUGUAUGAGAGAAAUUAAGAGAAAUAUUGUAAAAUAGCAAUUGAAAAGUGAAGCGAUUUCACUGUUAUUCGAAAUGUUUAAAAUCAAAAUUACUACGUUGUCUAAAAUAUAUCCACUUGUUCUGCCAAAUGCGCAGUGUAAUUUCAUAGACAAAUCUCAGAGUUUGCAUGUUAAAGAUUUUUAUAUUGUAACAUAAUUAUAUUUAGGGUGAGGAUACAUUGAGCCAGAGGCGACAUGGAGGACUACCACAACAUCUUAAAGCAAUAUUGUAACAAAUUGUGGAAAAGAGACGACGAUGUCCUGUGACAUGCCGUCUCGCUCUGACACAGCAAUUAUAAAUUACUCUAUGAGGCAGUGGACAGCCCUCUAUCUAGUACACUUCCAGUUAUUGACUCGGUAACGUGUAACACAUGACCUCGCCCGUAAAACUAUUAUUUUGAUCUCAUUACUGCUAACUGAUUGAUUCAUUUGGCACUUUUCUUUAUAACAAUGAUGAGACUAAAAAUUAUUAUUAUUUAUUUUCCAAAUGUGCUUAUAAGCAACAUACGUCAUCGACGAUUGUAAUGUAUUAUUUGUAAAUUAAUCAUCACAAACUGUUUUGUCCAUGUCAAAUGGACAAACAGACUUUAUAUUAGUUUAAUGGAAAGUUCAUUUAAGUUGAAUAAAUUAGUACAAAAAUAUCCUACA